CUUGUCACCAUGAGGUAUUUUCCGACUGGAACUAUUCCCCUGAGGGGAGUAAAUAUAUAAGAAUGGCAUUCCAAAGAGCACAGAGCGAAACGUCGAUUCGAAAUAAUAAUAUUCAAAAAGUCAAGAAAAGAAUCAUAAACCGAUACGCACAAUAAAUAUAUUAUAUAAGCCUAUCAAAGGAGGAUACUUGAUCCUAGGAAACCCAUCAUGACUGACUCGUCUUUUCGGAGCAAUAUUACCGUAACUUAUAUCGGCACUGCAACCGCAAUUCUAGACAUAGACGGUAUUACCUUUUUAACCGAUCCGUACUUCUCGCCCGAGGGCACCACAUGGGAUGUCGGCAUCGCUCAGUUAACUAGCCACUACGAACCAGCCAUCUCCCUUUCCCAGCUGCCACCCAUCGAUGCCGUCCUCCUCAGUCACGAGGACCAUCCUGACAACCUGGAUGAGUUAAGCCGGCAGCGUCUGCUUGACGGCCGGCGUGUUUUGACCACGGUUGACGGCGCCGCGAAGCUCCGCCCCAGACCAGGCGUACAGGGUUUGAAGCCUUGGGAAGCAACACACCUGACUAUAGGCAGUACUCGCUUCGAGGUGACUGCUACGCCGUGCCAACACUUACCCGGUGGGGAGUGCACGGGUUUUGUUCUUACGACGCCCUCGUUCGGAAAGACAGGCGACCUUCCGAACGCCGUAUUCUUCUCCGGCGACACUAUCUACCUCGAAGAGCUGUUGCGUAUUCGGGAACGCUUUCACGUCUCGCUUGCUCUGUUUAAUCUCGGCGCGGCGGCCGUCGUGCUACCGGGAGCGUCCGAGCCGUUGCAGAUCACGAUGGACGGUGCUCAGGGUGCCCGGCUGUUCCGCGAGCUAGGCGCAGAUGUGCUGGUGCCGCUGCACUUCGAGGCUUGGGAUCACUUUUCGCAGGCUAAGGAGUCGCUAAAGGGUGUGCUAGACGAAGCGGGGAUUAAGGACAAGGUUCUCUGGUUGGAGCCUGGGAGGCCCAAGAAGAUUUUCUAGGGGGGCGAUAUCCAAAAGGUGGUGAUAAUGUUAAACAACUAUUGAUAAAAACCAUCGUAGCUCUUCUCCUGUUCACAGUCUCAAUUAUAUUAGGUAUUCCCGCAAGUAUCUAUCUACCUACCUUUUCUUUAUAUAAUACAAGAACAACUGUGGAUAGGUACGUUGCUGCACCAGCGUGGGAACAGGACAUGGCCUCAGGGAUCGUCUCUUUAUAAGGCUAUUUUGAAUUUGAAUGUAAUUGUAACAUCUAUACGAUCUUAAACGCGGUUAACUUGUUUAGGUAGCUAACGAUUACAUAUUUACGUGGUCUUGUACGAGAAGUUGAUUC
Daldinia vernicosa is the source of this 1342-nucleotide messenger RNA. RefSeq names its product Metallo-hydrolase/oxidoreductase. Bases 208 to 1014 code for a protein of 268 amino acids. The record is from RefSeq and is a predicted model, not a curated record. Lineage: Eukaryota; Fungi; Ascomycota; Sordariomycetes; Xylariales; Hypoxylaceae. The transcript has a single exon.